AUGGCGGAGCCGGGCGCGGAGGAGCCCGACGAGAGGCUGCUGUUCCUCGCGGAUCCGCCGCCGUCGCCUCCUGAGGCGGAGCCGCCCCGGCGGGGGCCGCGGAGUGCGAGAGCCACCCCCGGCGGGGCCGUGCGGCAGUGUGGGGAGCCGGGGCUCGAGGAGGCGGAAGACUCGGAGGACUCGGGGCCCGAGGGGGAUGGAGAGGAUGAGCCUCUCCUGCGGGCGUCGGGUAGCGGCCGCGGGCGGCGAGCGGGCGCCGCCUGGGACAAGGAGCGCCGCGCCGCCGCAGGGAAUACAGGACAUACUGCAGAUAUGAAUAUAUUUUUAGAUGAUCCAGAAUUUGCAGAACUUAUUCUGAGAACAGAACAAGCUAUAGAGUGUGGAGUUUUUCCGGAAAGAAUCUCUCAAGGAUCCAGUGGGAGUUACUUUGCUAAGGAUCCAAAAGGGAAAAUUAUUGGAGUGUUCAAACCAAAAUCUGAAGAGCCUUAUGGACAUCUAAAUCCAAAAUGGACCAAAUAUUUUCACAAAGUUUGUUGUCCUUGCUGCUUUGGCAGAGGCUGCCUCGUUCCGAAUCAGGGAUAUCUCUCUGAAGCUGGUGCCUAUCUUGUGGAUGAGAAGCUGGGGCUUGGAGUUGUACCUAAAACCAAGGUUGUCUGGCUUGUCAGCGAGACCUUUAAUUACAGUGCAAUAGAUCGUGCAAAGUCAAGAGGAAAAAAAUAUGCUUUAGAGAAAGUGCCAAAAGUUGCUAAAAAAUUUAAUCGAAUUGGACUACCUCCUAAGGUUGGCUCCUUCCAGCUGUUUGUUGAAGGAUAUAAGGAAGCUGACUACUGGCUCAGGAAGUUUGAAGCUGAUCCUUUACCAGAGAACACAAGGAAAGAAUUUCAGUUGCAGUUUGAAAGAUUGGUUGUCUUGGAUUACAUCAUCAGAAAUACAGACAGAGGUAAUGACAACUGGUUAGUCAGGUACGAAAAACAAGAUGAUGGACUUGAUCUGUCUGAUAAGGACAGCCAAUGGACUAUAACUAAAGAAUCUGUUAAAAUUGCUGCAAUUGACAAUGGUUUAGCAUUUCCUUUUAAGCAUCCUGAUGAGUGGAGGGCAUAUCCCUUUCACUGGGCUUGGCUUCCUCAAGCAAAAGUUCCUUUCUCUCAGGAGAUCAGAGAUCUAGUUCUUCCUCGCCUUUCUGAUAUGAACUUCGUACAGGAUCUUUGUGAAGACCUUUAUGAGCUAUUUAAGACUGACAAAGGAUUUGACAAGGCUACUUUUGAAAACCAGAUGUCUGUUAUGAGGGGGCAGAUACUAAACCUUACUCAGGCAUUAAAGGAUGAAAAGAGUCCCAUUCAGCUUGUUCAGAUGCCACGUGUGAUUGUAGAGCGAAGUAGCACUGGAAGUCAGGGCCGAAUUGUUCAUCUGAGUAAUGCAUUCACACAGACCUUUCAUAGCAGGAAGCCUUUCUUUUCCUCCUGGUAGCAACAAAAAUACGUGGGAAGAGUAAGUUUCUCUUAACUUUAGAAAGCUACUUCUGUGUAAAGGCUCUGCAAUAAUGUACUUCUGCUGUCUACCAAGAGCUCUGACUGCUGACACCUCAGAACUUAAAUUCUAAAGACUUAAGAAAUGUAUUUUGAAUGUAAUAAAAGUUUACAAUUUUUGUGUCAAAA
Messenger RNA from Hirundo rustica (Barn swallow), 1655 nucleotides. RefSeq names its product phosphatidylinositol 4-kinase type 2 beta (gene PI4K2B). The record is from RefSeq and is a predicted model, not a curated record. Gene Ontology annotation, molecular function: 1-phosphatidylinositol 4-kinase activity. Lineage: Eukaryota; Metazoa; Chordata; Aves; Passeriformes; Hirundinidae. Gene Ontology annotation, cellular component: trans-Golgi network; lysosomal membrane; endosome. Gene Ontology annotation, biological process: phosphatidylinositol phosphate biosynthetic process; Golgi organization; endosome organization. The coding region runs from base 1 to 1467 and encodes 488 amino acids. The transcript has 10 exons.